Molecule: messenger RNA, 1146 nt
Organism: Lolium rigidum
Lineage: Eukaryota; Viridiplantae; Streptophyta; Magnoliopsida; Poales; Poaceae
Product: AUGMIN subunit 1-like
Exons: 5
Coding region: 12-941 (309 amino acids)
Biological process (GO): spindle assembly
Cellular component (GO): HAUS complex; cytosol
Source: RefSeq, a predicted model, not a curated record
UCCUACCAGCUAUGGAUCACACCGCGGAGCACCUCGAUCCCGCCGCCCCGGCAUCCGCGCCCGCCUCCGUCGCCGAGGUCAACGCGUGGCUGGCUUCCCUGGCUGCGGAGGGAGGCGGAGUGGGAGGGCGCGGAGGCGGUGGGGCGGUGGCCUCCGAGCUGUCGCUGGGGCCCGACCCCACGCCGCGCGGGGUGUCGUACCUCCGCGCGCUCGCGGCGGCGUCGCAGGCGCGGUCCCGUGCGGCCGGGAUAGCGGCCACGGGGCUGCGCGCGCAGGCCGCGGAGUACCGAGCCGAGGCCGCGCGCCUGCGGGAGGCGCUGGAGCGGGCUGGCCUCGCAAGGGACGCGCUCCCUCCGCCUGCUGCCUCCGCCGCGCGCGCCGUCGCAGCUGUCGCGAACCUCUUGGCCAUCCGCGACACCGAGACGAGCAGCUUUGUGGUGGCCAGUGCAGACUUGUGGCUGAGGAGAGCAGAAGUGGAGGAGAAGAGGGACAAAGUGCAUAAAGAGUCGAAGGCACUUCUUGAUUAUACAAGGAAGGCCAUCACCAAGCUUACUGAGCUCAAAAAGAUGCUGGAAAAAUUUAAAAAUGAUGUUGAGAAGCAACAAGUGGAGCAAAUGACAGACUGGCAGACAAAGCUGGCCAUGAUGGACUCAAAGGAACGGCAAUAUGUCCUCCAAGUCUCAAAUUACAAGGCAAUGCUUAACCGAGUGGGAUACACCCCAGAAGUCAAUCAUGGUGUGUUGAUGGAAAUGGCAGAGCAUAAGAAGGAUCUUGAGAGGAAAACUAAACCCAUUGCAGACACAUUACGGAGCUACCAGGAUUUACCUCCAGACAAAGCUCUAGCUGCGCUAGCUAUAGAGGACAAAAAGAGGCAGUAUGCAGCUGCAGAGAAGUACCUUGAAGACGUGUUGCAAUCUGCUUUAACAACACCUGGUCUAUGAUGUUCUGUUAAUUAAAUGGAAAGUUCUAUUUGGUGUGUCUGAUAUCUUAGAAUCGAUUGAUGUUGUAAUGACUAUUGGUUUUCUUGUAAGUUGUGACUUGGUUCUGUAUUCUUGUAAAUUCCCUGUUCGAGUGUUUUCCUACGGAAAAUUUCACCAUAGAAACUAAUUCUGUUGCAGAGAAAAAUUAAGACACUUUCUCAGGACA